Messenger RNA from Drosophila subpulchrella, 2506 nucleotides. RefSeq names its product fibroblast growth factor receptor homolog 2 (gene dpr2). Gene Ontology annotation, biological process: synapse organization. Gene Ontology annotation, cellular component: neuron projection membrane. Lineage: Eukaryota; Metazoa; Arthropoda; Insecta; Diptera; Drosophilidae. The record is from RefSeq and is a predicted model, not a curated record. The transcript is spliced from 8 exons. The coding region runs from base 561 to 1790 and encodes 409 amino acids.
GUCGCGGCGCACGUGUUUCGUCCUUUGGCGCGGCUCUGAGUCCGAGUCCUUCUUAUCGCACCGAAAGGAUAUCUCGUAGUGGCCGUUUUCGACUGCGGUGUCGCGGUUUCUCGCGGGGGGCAGCACUCAAAUGCCGUGGAACCACGUUUCGCAUGUUUUUUCAACUAGUGCGUGACGACACUAUGUAUAGGUAAUGGAUUCAUUCGGUGCAAUUUCGCUCAGUGUAGUGUUCUUAAAGCAAAAGUGAAGUUUCCAAUCGGAGGCCGCUUUAUGCGGCCAGUGAAAGAUAUUGUCCCAGUAUAACCUACCAAUCAAGCAAAGCCAAUAAAAUACUGACAGACUUAAAAAACAAAAUUAAUGGAGAUAUUCGCAGCGCGGAGAUAUUCGAACCCAAAAAUGCACUUCAAAAUCGAUUGAGUACGUUCUCCACCAAUCCAUUUGCAGUUAUGUGAAGCCAAAUACCUAAAUUUGAGGGACAAACUUACACUCAAACAAACGGGGUUGAGAGGUCAAUAGAUAUACCCAAGUAAAAUCAAGCAUUACCAGCUGGCUUAAGGACCAUGGCCAAGGAAGUCAAAUGCAUCGGCAGCAUCGCCACGCCAAUCCUCGUAAUAAUGAUAAGCAUUUCCAGAGCAUGGACAAUGCAGCAUCAACAUUUAAGUCCUGCCAUCCAAGAGCAUCCCGGAGUUAAAUCAUUAUCUAAUAUCGUGGACGGCAAUAACAACCUGUUGCCCAUAGUUUCUGCUCCAUCGAGCGUUGAUAAUGAUUACGUUUACAUAGCUUCUGUCAAUAGCAAAUUUCCCCAGUUCGGAAACUCCCUGGAUGAUGACCAGGAGGCCGAGGAGCAGCAGCCGGAUGAGACCACCUAUCCGCCGCCCGUUUUCGACUUCGGGAUGCCCAGGAACAUUACGACCAGGACGGGACACACAGCGGCUAUCAACUGCCGCGUCGACAAUCUGGGAGAUAAAUCGGUAUCCUGGAUAAGAAAACGCGAUUUGCACAUUCUGACUGCAGGCAUUUUGACCUACACAUCUGAUGAGCGUUUCAAGGUGGUGCGGACCGCCGACUCCAAGGAUUGGACAUUGCAUGUGAAAUAUGCCCAGCCACGUGACAGCGGCAUCUACGAAUGCCAAGUGAAUACGGAGCCAAAGAUUUCGAUGGCAUUCCGCCUGAAUGUCAUAGUAACGCCGCCAGAUGCCAAGGCGAUUAUUGCCGGACCGACGGACUUGUACGUCAAAGUGGGCAGCAGCGUAACACUCACGUGCCUCGUGAAGCAGCCGGCGACUUCUGCCCAGGAUAUUGGGCCAAUUUACUGGUACCGCGGCCCCUACAUACUGACACCCUUCGUGGCCCAUCCGAAUGACGCGGCCAUCGAUUUGCAGCGCAUCUCCAUGGAGUCCACGCUGGCGGAGAAACUGCAGAGCAGAUUACGCAUCGCCAAUGCUCAGCUGCUGGACUCUGGGAACUAUACGUGCAUGCCGACCACAGCGGAAGCGGCCAGCGUGGUGGUCAAUGUCAUCAAUGACGAAAGCCCCGCGGCGAUGCAGAAGAGCAGAGGCAUCCGGACGAGUGGCAGCAGGCGGAGCAGUCGACUGGUCCUCCUCCUGGCCAUGGUGGCCAGUUCCGUCGUGCGAUGGCUUAUUGGUGGCCGCCACAUUGGCAUCGGCAUCAGCAACAGCUGCCGGGAUUCCUGCUCGAAUUUAUCCACUCUGCAUAUCAAUUAUAGCGAACUGCACGCCAGCCACUUGGAGCAGCAUCGGCGUUUGGGACAGCCUUUGGUCGAAUCAUGAUAAUUAAGUGGUGGCGGGUUUUAAAAGAACAUCUUGUACAUAAACCGAAUUCAUAGUUAAGCAUAAAUACUUGUGUAAAGCCGAAAAAUGGGAGAUGGGAUUACCGCUGUACUGUACAAUUUAUAGAAUAAUUAGUUUAUGUUAACGCUUCACCCUUCCGAAAUUCACUCUUUGGUUAUCAAACUCUGAAAUGUUUCUGAAACAUUUCAACUUUUUGCAUUUAUUCAGAAGUGGUUUCCCAUCUGGCAUACAGUAAACUAAACUAUAACUAUAUUUAAUGCUAAUUUUUAUGCCUAGCGUAAAUAUUUAUGUAACAAUAAAAAUAAAAAGACGGUGCCCGCGUAAUUAUCAAAUGUAAUACUUAACGAAAUUACGGCCGAUAAUAACAUUUAACAGCGAUAACGGACACAAAACUGCAUUGCAUUGUUAAUUUUGGAAUGCAAAUAUUAUUAUUCGGGUAUUUUCUGUUAUUGCAAUUAGCUAAUUAUAUUUGUCACUGUGAAAACACUUGAAAACUAAUUGAACUCAACUCUCAUUAAAGCGACAGGAGCUGAAAAAAAACAAAUAGUUUUGAAUUGCGUUGUCAGCAUGAACAUAAAAAGGCCACAAUUAAUUCACUUCAAUUUAGUUAUAGAUAUUCAGUGUGCAACAUGAACGAUUUGUAACCAUAUAUAUCGAAUUUCUCAAUGAGAAACAAUAAAAUGUAUUUUGUUGAA